AUGUCUCCAUGCAAAGUUCUUAUGGUGGCCGAGAAGCCAUCAUUAGCCGAUUCCCUCAGUCGAUUGUUGGCUCCAGGUGGACAGUACUCAACUCACAAGAGCACAACACCUGUUCAUGAAUGGAAGGGCACUUUUCGCAACGAGCCUGCAGAAUUCCACUUUACAUCAGUUACUGGACAUGUGUACGGUUUGGAUUUCACAAAGGAAUACAACUCUUGGGACAUUGAUCCUUUAAAGCUGUUCGACGCCAAGACGGUUAAAUCAGAAUCCAACCCCAAAAUGCGUCUUGGACAUCAUUUGCAAACAGCUGCGAAAGGCAUGGAUUACCUGGUAUUAUGGUUGGAUUGCGAUAGAGAAGGCGAAAAUAUCUGCUUUGAAGUCAUUGAGAACUGUCUGCCCUACAUGAAGCAUCCGCAGACGGGAGGCAAGAUGAAGAAUGUGUUGAGAGCCAAGUUUUCUGCCAUUACCAAGGAGGAUGUGCGUCGAGCCAUGAACAAUCUCGGCGUGCCAAAUGAGAACGAAGCAAGAGCUGUGGAUGCUCGUCAAGAACUCGAUCUCAAGGUGGGUGUUGCCUUUACCCGCUUUCAAACCAGAUUUUUUCAGGGCAAAUACGGUGAUUUGGACUCAACAGUGAUUAGUUAUGGACCUUGUCAAACACCCACUCUUUCCUUUUGUGUGGAGCGCCAUGACCGCAUCCAAGGAUUUCAACCAGAGCCCUUUUGGUCUGUAUCCACUACAAUCACCAAAUCUGAUAUGCCCAUCAAAUUAUCUUGGCUGAGAGAGCGAGUAUUUGAUAGACAGAUAGGCACUAUGUUUGUCAAUAUGGUCACGGAUGCAAAAUCAUCAGGUGCAAAAGUCUUGAGAAUCAGCGUACAGAAAAAGUCAAAACCCAGACCUCAUGCCCUGAAUACUGUAGAAAUGCUCAAGCACUGUUCCUCUGGACUGGGUAUUAGUCCAAGUGAGUGUAUGAGCAUAGCGGAACGUCUUUAUACACAGGGUUACAUCUCCUAUCCUCGUACCGAGACAUCAAAGUACCCUGAAAACUUUGAUUUGAACGGUGUGCUUCGAGAACAAGCAAAUCAUCCAGAAUGGGGCCAUUUUUGUAAAGAUCUGUUGAAUAAUGGGUACGAAAGACCCUCAGGAGGAACUGACAGCGGCGAUCACCCUCCCAUCACACCAACAUGUCUUGCACGAGAAGGUGAACUAGGCGGCGACUCAUGGCGAUUAUACGAUUUUAUCGUGCGUACCUUCAUCGGUUCCAUUAGUUCUGGUCUGAAGUAUACGACCACCAAUGUAAUAUUUGGCAUUGGCAGCGAAGAGUUUGAAUGCAAAGGAACCAAGGUUACUUCACCUGGUUUUUCAUCUGUGAUGCAUUGGAUUACAAAGGCAGACGAGUAUGUUCCCGAUUUCAAGCAAGGAGAGGUGUUGCCUGUUACUUCUGUUAAUCUGACCGAAGGAAAGACAAGUCCACCAGACUAUCUGACAGAAGCUGAACUCAUUGGUUUGAUGGAGCACAAUGGUAUUGGCACAGAUGCCUCUAUCCCCACUCACAUCAACAAUAUCUGUCAGAGGAAUUAUGUGCAAGUGUCUGGAGCAGGAAGAAAGCUUAUCCCUACAAAUCUUGGCAUUGUACUCAUUCACGGCUACCGUAUGUAG
Mucor velutinosus is the source of this 1656-nucleotide messenger RNA. RefSeq lists its product as uncharacterized. Gene Ontology annotation, molecular function: DNA topoisomerase type I (single strand cut, ATP-independent) activity; DNA binding. Gene Ontology annotation, cellular component: nucleus. Lineage: Eukaryota; Fungi; Mucoromycota; Mucoromycetes; Mucorales; Mucoraceae. The record is from RefSeq and is a predicted model, not a curated record. The transcript is spliced from 10 exons. Bases 1 to 1656 code for a protein of 551 amino acids. Gene Ontology annotation, biological process: DNA topological change.